This is a messenger RNA of Neurospora hispaniola, 1384 nucleotides long. RefSeq names its product putative RHO4 protein. The transcript has 3 exons. Gene Ontology annotation, biological process: small GTPase-mediated signal transduction. The record is from RefSeq and is a predicted model, not a curated record. Gene Ontology annotation, cellular component: cytosol. Bases 352 to 1365 code for a protein of 337 amino acids. Gene Ontology annotation, molecular function: GTPase activity; protein kinase binding; GTP binding. NCBI's taxonomy places the organism in Eukaryota, Fungi, Ascomycota, Sordariomycetes, Sordariales, Sordariaceae.
CACAAUCUUUGUUUGCCUGCCUACCCAAGGUCCCCCCACCGAAGAAUCACCAAAAGAAAAGAAAAAAAAAGAGAGAGAGAGCAAGCAACAACCAAAAAGCUCCCAACCCGUUUCCGUUCGUUGACGACUUGUCGUUGUUGUUGUGGUUGGCUUGAGGAGAGGCUGUUUGGGAGAAGCGUACGAAACGCCGUACCGUUGCCGGACGCUAGACCACGCCAACUUUAACGCCGUCAGAAACGAAAAGAGUUACGGGAGGGGGCGGUGACCGAACACCCAAAAAAACAAACACCCCUAACUCUCUACAUCCCUCACCUCACCUACCCGCAAAAUACACACGUCAGCCUUGUUAGCAUGUCGUCGUCAAGCAAGUUCCGCAGCUCACACCACUAUCAUUCGCAGUCGGUGUCGUCCAUCCUAGGCAGGCACGAUAGCACCAGCCCCGGCGCAGAACUCCAACGACGACCGACCACCACCUCGUCCUACACAUCCUCUGGUAGUGCCAGCCGACGAGUACCACGCGACAACGGGACGAGAUCGAGCGAUGGGACAGUGAGUACCAUGAUGAGCACCACAUCGUCGACCGGAAGAGAAUCAGCAGCAACAACGGCCAUGACCGAGGGCCCAGCCUACUCCAAGAAGGUGGUGGUCGUGGGCGAUGGCGGUUGCGGAAAGACAUGUCUCCUGAUUAGUUAUAGUCAGGGAUACUUCCCAGAGAAAUAUGUCCCAACCGUCUUCGAGAACUACAUCACCUACCCAACGCACCCACCGACCGGUAAGACCGUCGAGCUCGCCCUGUGGGAUACCGCCGGCCAAGAGGAAUACGACCGCUUGCGACCGCUUUCAUACCCAGAAACCGACCUUAUUUUUGUCUGCUUCGCCAUUGACUGCCCCAACUCCCUCGAGAAUGUCAUGGACAAGUGGUACCCCGAAGUCCUCCACUUCUGUCCGUAUACACCCCUUAUCCUCGUCGGCCUCAAGUCCGACCUCCGCAACAAGAAGACGUGCAUCGACAUGCUCAAGACACAAGGUCUCACCCCCGUCACCACCGAACAAGGACUUGCCGUCGCCAAGAAGAUGGGCGCUCAGUACAUGGAGUGCUCAUCAAAGGAGAUGAAGGGUGUAGAGGAGAUUUUCGAGCAGGCCAUCCUCACAGUAGUCGCCAACGACAGGAAAACACUGGAACAGGAAGCCGCGAACGGCAUGCUGGGUGUUGGCGCGGGCUCGGGAAGCGGAAAGGGCAGCGGAAUCUCGUUCAGCAGUGGUGACAAGGCCGGUUCCGGGAUAGGGCCCGUCAAGGCGGCCGGUGUGGGUGGCACGAUUGUCCCGAAAACGAGGAAGAAGAAGAGAAAGUGUGGUAUGAUGUGAGGAAACCAAGGGAAGGAAA